AUGUCACAAAUCCCUGGUCAAGUCGGCAUCCAGGCCGCUGCCGUCAUCGCUGGCUCAUUUUUAUCAGGCGCAAUGAUGUCUAUAUCCAUGAUCACGGUCCCAGUCCUGCUAGACACCAGCACCCAAUCUGACCAAUUGCUGGACCAAUUCAUGUCUCUCUACAACUUAGGCCAUAAGAUCAUGCCAACCCUCUCGGUCUGCACCUGUGCUCUGUACAUGUUUGUGGCCGGCAAAAAACGAACCGCAGGGUUGCCAUGGUCAAUUUACGCUCUCGCAGCGGCAACGACCAUUAGUAUGGUGCCAUUUACGACGAUUGUCAUGGUCCCAACCAAUGACGCAUUGUUUGCGUUGCAUGCUUCGUCAGAAGCUGCUCUCGAGGAAGUACGAGGGCUAAUUGUCCGAUGGCAGUGGUUGCACGUAGCGCGCUCGCUUUUUCCAUUGGCGGGGGCUGUAGUAGGAUUGAAUGGCCUGUGGGCCAAUCUUCGUUGA
Messenger RNA from Penicillium pulvis, 489 nucleotides. It is a transcript of the gene tpcL, whose product is annotated as anthrone oxygenase tpcL. The transcript has 2 exons. Bases 1 to 489 code for a protein of 162 amino acids. Lineage: Eukaryota; Fungi; Ascomycota; Eurotiomycetes; Eurotiales; Aspergillaceae. The record is from RefSeq and is a predicted model, not a curated record.